AUGGGCAAUCGAAGUUCAAAAAAGAAAAAUAAUGACAGACCUUCGACUGCUUAUGGACAACAACAACACCAAUUGAUGAAUGAUGGUGGGAGUGGUUUUAUUGAUUCACUACCAACAGCACCAUCUAAUGCUCAUAUUUUGCAUUCACAAUCCAGCCGAGUCAGUAGUGAUAGCGGUAUUCACCCCAAAUCGAGCAAGACUAGACAAAUUUAUAUUGCCAAUUAUGAUUUUAAUGGUGCACAAACGAAUGGAGAACUUAGCUUUCGACAGCAAGAUAAACUGGAAAUAAUCGAUCGACAUACAUAUAAUGAAUGGUGGCUUGCAAAAAAUUUGAGAACCGGACAAUCUGGUUAUGUACCUGCUAACUAUAUAUCGCCAAUAAAUGAUUUAACAUCGAUCGAAUGGUAUUUUACUGAUACAAAUCGUCGAGAUGCUGAACGUUUUCUAGAACAACCACAUAAUGGUAAAGGAACAUUUUUAAUUCGACCGUCAGAUUCGAAUCAAGGCCAAGAAUCAUUAUCUGUACUUGAUCUAAGUUCCGACAAACAUUUUCAUGUUAAACAUUAUCGUAUACGUCGUGCUGAUUCAGGCUUAUAUUAUAUAAGUAGCAAAAUUUUAUUUCCAACAUUACAUGAACUUGUUAAGCAUUAUCAAACUAAACAAGAUGGCUUAUGUUGCAUAUUAAGCCGAGCGUGUCCUAAAAUAAAGCCCGCAUUACCCGAUAUUGAUCGUCACGGUUUGUUAGAACUUGAUCGUAAACAACUAGAGAAAGUCGAAUUAUUAGGUAAAGGUAAUUAUGGUGAAGUUUAUCAUGGAAAAUAUGGUACUCGUGAUGUGGCAAUUAAAUAUAUGAAAACUGAUAUAAAAAAUCGUUCAUCAAAUGUUGAGAAAUUCCUUGAUGAAGCUAAAAUUAUGAAAGAUUUAAAUGAUAAAAAUAUCGUACGAUUGUAUGGUGUAUGCACAAAAGAAGAACCGAUUUUUAUCGUUACAGAAUAUAUGACAAACGGUUGUUUGUUAAAUUAUUUACGUGAACAUGGAAAAACUUUAAAACCGAGUAACCUUGUUGAUUUCGCUACACCAGUUGCCAAAGGAAUGUGGUAUCUUGAACAACGACAAUUUGUUCAUUGUGAUCUAGCAGCACGUAAUAUUUUGGUUGGCGAACAAAAUACUGUCAAAAUUGCUGAUUUCGGCUUGGCCAGAGUUGUACAAGAUGGACGUUUACUUGUUGAUCGUGAAUCACAAUUUCCAAUAAAAUGGACGGCACCCGAAGCAGCAACGAAAAAAGAAUACACAACUAAAAGUGAUGUAUGGUCCUACGGAAUUUUACUCUACGAAUUAAUAACAAGAGGUUCAAAUCCUUAUCCAGAUAUGAGCAAUAACGAAGCGUUACAAGCUGUUUUGAAUGGUUAUCGUAUGCCACAACCACCAGACUGUCCUGAUUCAUAUUAUUGUAUUAUGUCCAGGUGUUGGGAAGAAAAUCCGGACAAUCGUCCUACAUUUGAAAAUUUGUAUAAUCUUUUUGACGAUUAUGAAAUUCAAGCUGAACCCAAUUAUAGAGAGACAUAA
Messenger RNA from Didymodactylos carnosus, 1566 nucleotides. Lineage: Eukaryota; Metazoa; Rotifera; Eurotatoria; Philodinida; Philodinidae. The record is from the annotation of a GenBank genome assembly.